AAAUAAACCCUGCCCUAAACCUCCUCCGCCGCCGAAGGGUCGACCAAGAAGAAGAAACCCUCAUCAAACAAAUCAAAAAAGAAAAGAAGAAGCGAGCGAGGGGCAGAAUCACCAAUGGCGGGCGGUGGGCUGUCCGGCGGCGCGGCCGCGUUCUGGGCGACAAGAGCGCUGGAGGUGGUGAAGCGGAACGACUCCCCGGGGCUGUUGUGGAAGCGGAUCAAGCUCACCACCACCCGCAAGAACAACGCCAAGAAACGCCUAAAGCGCCUCUGGCAGAACGAAGCAGUUAUAAGGGCUUCUGCUCAAGCAGAAUCAUCGUCAACUUCAAGCACGGCUGCCGCAUCUGAGAAACAGCAGUAGCUUGCUAGUCAACUCAUGGUUUGUGGUGAAGAAACUGAUAUGCAGUUUCAAGAUGGGCGUUGAACUUGCAUAACAUGCUGAAGCCUAAAACACAUCCUUCCGUAUAUUUUUAAGUUUGUGGUGUCAGAAGUUUGAACAAGUGCAUGCAUGUACACAUAGACUUUCUUCAUCAAGAGGAUAUUCCCUGCCGCCAUGGGCAUCUCUGCCCCACCUGCUUACAUAAGCUUGUAGCAUCUCUUCCCACUUCAUGAAAGUUCACUAUUUCUCUUUUUUUUUGUUUAUGACAUUAGUACAUUGCUUAUCUGAAACUAAUUAGGCGCCAUUUGUGAUGAGAUUUUUUCUUAAAAUUUUGAAGAUAUCCGUGAACA
This is a messenger RNA of Triticum urartu, 728 nucleotides long. RefSeq lists its product as uncharacterized. The record is from RefSeq and is a predicted model, not a curated record. NCBI's taxonomy places the organism in Eukaryota, Viridiplantae, Streptophyta, Magnoliopsida, Poales, Poaceae.